This is a messenger RNA of Kockovaella imperatae, 2673 nucleotides long. RefSeq names its product armadillo-type protein. Gene Ontology annotation, biological process: protein targeting to vacuole; Golgi to vacuole transport. The coding region runs from base 126 to 2609 and encodes 827 amino acids. The record is from RefSeq and is a predicted model, not a curated record. Gene Ontology annotation, cellular component: endosome membrane; AP-3 adaptor complex; membrane coat. The transcript is spliced from 9 exons. NCBI's taxonomy places the organism in Eukaryota, Fungi, Basidiomycota, Tremellomycetes, Tremellales, Cuniculitremaceae.
CAACAUUUUUUCGGCGACCUCCGCUCGACGUCACUCGCGGUGGUGAUCAAUCACUAUAUACAGUGCAAGAUGAUCAACUGUACCAUAUCUCGAGGGCCGAAGGCAGCCUCUUGCUGCGAUCCGACAUGUUCGAGAGGACUCUACAAGACCUCAUCCGAGGCUUGAGAGCCCAUAAAGCCUCCUCCAAAGCUCAGGAGGAGGCUUUUCUCGCAGAGGCAAUGAAUGAGAUCCGGGACGAGCUCAAGGGGAAGGACAUGGCCCUCAAGGCAGAAGGCAUUUUGAAAGUGUGCUAUCUAAUGAUGCUGUAUCCUAUCCCGCCUCCGGUUGGAUUCGCAUUUCACGUCGUUGAAGUGAUGAGUUCGCCAAGGUUCCAUCUAAAACAGCUUGGAUAUCUUGCAGCUCCCAUGGCUUUCACAGGAGACACUGAGGAGGUCGUGCUGACUGUGAAUGGUAUCAAAAAGGAUCUCAUGUCCUCCCAUCUUGCCCUGCCGCCUUUGCCCCUCACUGCGCUCCCUCAUUUGCUAGCUUUCUCUCCAUCAUUGUCCCACACCCUCCAUCCCGAUCUGCUGCAUCUCCUCACACAUUCAUCACCGAGAGUUCGGAAACGAGCUGUACUCUGUUUACUACCUUGCUGGGAGGCAUUCCCCGAAGGUUUGCGUGAGGGAUUCCCGAGACUGAGAGAGAGGCUGUCGGACGAUGACUCUGGUGUUGUCGGAGCCGCCGUUGGGGUCGUCAUGGAGCUUGCUAGGCGGCAGGGCGGUAAGAAUUACCUGCCCUUGGCUCCUGAGCUGUUCGGGAUCUUAACGGGCAGCAGUAACAAUUGGAUUCUCAUCAAAGUCGUCAAAUUGUUCGCCAUCCUUACACCUCUGGAGCCUCGACUUGUUCGCAAACUUUUGCCUCCAAUCACAUCCCUCAUCUCGUCUACAUCUGCCAUCUCCUUGCUGUACGAAUGUGUUCGAACAUGUAUCGUUGGGGGGAUGUUGGAUCCAGACAGAGCCGAAGCUGAACCACUGGCUCGAGUCUGUGUCGAGAAGCUCGGAGGGUAUCUGCGGGAUGAAGGAGGGGAUCAGAAUCUCCGCUAUAUCGCCCUCCUGGCCAUGGUCAAAAUCAUACCGACCCAUCCGCACAUGAUCGUCGAGUAUCAAGAUGAGAUUCUACAGAGCCUGGACGAUCCCGAUAUUUCAAUCCGCAUGAGAGCCCUAGAAUUGGUCUCCUCAAUGGUGGACCGAGAAAAUAUUCGGUCGAUAGUGGAUCGCCUUCUUGCUCAUCUCGCUCCUUCCGGGGCCACUGAAGGCUUGCCGACCGCUGCAGCAACCCUCGCUGCAUUCGCGGGUCCGUCAUUCGCGUCAUCAUCACAGGACCCGUCCGCGACCUCAGCCCGUAUUACUCUUUCCCCCGCCUAUCGGCUUUUACUGGCCCAGCGACUUCUGGGAAUCAUCGCACAUGACACUUAUGCGAAUGUGACCGAUUUCGAGUGGGCUGUAUCCGUCCUUGUGGACGUAGCCUUUGUGAGCCGCGUAGGUGUCGGCGCGGACGUGCGCGAUCUGCUGUUUGACAUCGUUGGACGAGUCAAGAGUGUCCGCCCUUUUGCUGUCAGCGCUCUUGAGCGGUGCCUGAAUGAUGAUCGGCUUUCUGAAUUGAGCGUGGGAGAUGAGGCUGAGGCGGGACUGCUGGAGGCGUCAAUCUGGAUCUGCGGCGAGUAUUCAAGCUUCUUGUCCUCACCGCUCACAGUGAUCUCCUCCAUCCUCCUCCACGUCUCGCAUAUUGCACCAUCUUCCCUCGUCUCCAUCAUCGUCCAAUCCGUCGCCAAAAUCUUUGCCUCGUAUUGCGUUGCCGCGUCAUCAAGCUGGUCUGCAAGCACAAGCUCCGAAACCCGCAGUCUAUCAUUGUCUAUACGCAGCGGUGUAGAGUCGUUGCACAGUCAUUCUGGUAACGAAGUUCAAGAACGAGCCAUCGAGCUCUCGCAUCUGCUCGACUUCAUCGAUGCGGACCUUGCUUCUUAUCGCCCUCCGGCCACAAGUACGAAAAGCGAAAUUCCAGGAGUCUCCGGCGGUUUCGACACCAGUUCCUCAGAUCAGCCAACCUACCCCAAAUCCUUGUUCCUUUUAUCUCCCCUCUACUCAUCCCACGAGCUCAAUGCAGUAGCUGUUGAAGCUCAAGCUUUCAUCUCGCCGCCAGAAGGACUAAAUAUUGACCUGGAUAUCGUGCCAGGAGGUGGCUUCCCGACAGACUUAGAGUCAUACGAUAUGGACGAAGAGAGUGAAGAGGAACGAUCGACAGUUGAUCUGGGUGAAGGAGGCAGCAAAGGUAUGGAGGAUCUGCGCAAGAUCAUCCGACAGCAAGAGCUUGAAGAUCAGCAAAGGCGGAAAGGGCAGAAGCUCAAAGGGAAGGGAAAGAAGUCUGACAGUGCGGUCCUUACGGCGGAGGAGAAAGCCGAGAAGGCCAAGCGGAAAGCUGCUCGAAAGGCCAAAGCGAAAGAUGACCCAUAUUAUCUCCAUGAUGAAAGGGACGACAAGGACGACAAGGACGACAAUGAUGACGACAUUGAUGAGAUACCGAUUGUCCAUUUAGAUGAUACAGAGAUGGGCACAACAGGUCAGUUGGAAUGAGUUGAGUUUGCUGCUAUGGGCUGAUAUAACCGCACACCAUGCAGAUCAAUCCAUUCCACAUCUU